Molecule: messenger RNA, 1198 nt
Organism: Cuscuta campestris
Lineage: Eukaryota; Viridiplantae; Streptophyta; Magnoliopsida; Solanales; Convolvulaceae
Source: the annotation of a GenBank genome assembly
CACAAGCCAGAGAGGGCGGUGAAGCGAAGAAAGAAGGGGAACAAAGAAGAAAUGUAUUCCAUAAAAGAUCGAGUUUCAGAGACCCUUUCGCGUCUCUUCUCUGAUUCUCCAAUUCAAUCUGUAGACAAUCAACCUGUGGCCGGGCCAGAUUCUAAAGACGGGAAGUCUUUAUCUUCCAUACUUUCCUUUGUGCUUCCAUCAUCGAGUUUUGAUAGGUCGAAUGACCAGCAUGAUAGAACGCCAGUCCAGUCUCCUUCUUUUACGUGGAGAAGUAGAAGUUUUAAAUUGGAAGACAGACCUUUGGAGAGAUUUGAUGAUUGUGACUUUGAGGAGGAUUACGAAGACACCCCAUACUCUCGUAGUGGAAAUGGGGUGAGCGAAUUUAAUAGGAUCUGUUUAAUGAAUGGACGCGCAGAAAACAUCGAACCUAACUCUGCAAGGAGUGUUGCUAGUGGUUAUGAAGUUUUUGAGGAUGCUCAUGGAUUUGACUUUGAAGCCAUGCCUAAUCUCAGUCAAGAGUCUCUUUUUGUUACUCCAAACUUGUAUGAGUUUCUCCAAGCAUCCCUUCCUAAUAUAGUCAAAGGGUGUCAAUGGAUCUUGUUGUACAGCACGAAUAGAGAUGGUGUUUCACUACGUACACUCAUUCACAAGAGCACUGAUGCUUCUGGUCCAUGUUUGCUAAUUACGGGUGACAAGGAAGGUGCUGUGUUUGGUGGAUUGCUUGAUGCACCGCUGACACCCACUGCAAAGGCAAAAUAUCAGGGGACAAAUCAAACGUUUGUGUUUACAACUAUAUAUGGUGAGCCGAGGCUGUUUAGAGCAACUGGUGCCAAUCGGUACUUCUUUUUGUGUACGAACGAGCAACUUGCUUUUGGAGGGGGAGAACAUUUUGCUUUAAGCAUGGAUGGUGAUCUGUUGUCUGGCAGCAGCGGGCCUUCUGAAACUUUUGGGAACUCAUGCUUAGCCCAUAAUCAAGAAUUUGAAUUAAAGAAUGUUGAGCUAUGGGGUUUUAAACAUGCAUCUCGUUACCUUGUUUGAUGCCAUUGCAUGCCUCCAGAACUGGUAUAGCGUGAACCUUGGGUGGCACACAUAUGGUGAGGCACAAUGAAACAUCAUUCCCAGGUGGCAUUUGCCUUUCACUUAAAAGGUUUGAUCAUACAUAUAGUUUGAUCACCAUCGACAUGGUAUUAUGUGGUUG